UCGGAGGAUCCGGGGCGCUGAGGUACCGGGGCUGGCAGGAGGGGCCGCGGUCCUGGAAGGGGAAGCGCGCGGGCCCUCAGCGGCGCCGCGGCUCAGGGGGGUGGGCCGCGCUUCUGCCUCGGGUACGAGCCGCCCUCCUGCUUCCGGAGGGGCGGCGACCGCCACCGUCUGCGGCUGGCCGGAGGUGGUUGGGGUGGAGGGCAGAGGUUGGAGGUCGUGCCUGUGUGGAAUGUUGGGGUCCCGCCCAUCUAAGCCCAGGAGCGGGCCGCGCCCCGUUUUCUUUUCGUCAGCGCCUGUGUGGGGACCGCCCUCCUUGCACGGAAAGGGCUCAGAGGGAAACUGAGGCCUUGGAGCCGCCGGGGUCCCUGGCGGGCCUUGAGCUCUUGAGCUCAUUUUGGGAGCCGCCGCCUCCCUCCUCCGGGCCGGCGGGUCCGUAGGGCGCGGGCAGGAGGCGGUGGGCGGCACGGUCGCGCCGGGGGGCCCUAGCUGUCCCCGAAGGCGCCGCUCCCCUGGGCUCCGAAGGGCCCCACGCCGGCAGGUCGGAGGCUGUCAUUCACCGCAUUUGAGCUCUCGUUUCUGGAACCUCGCUCGGACCGCUCCGAGAGGGGAAAGCAGUUAAGAAAAUGAGGCAGAAGGAAGUGUUAACCAAGACCUUUCAAGGCCCAGCCAUUGUCUGUAGGACUCCAACCAGCCACGUUUACAUGUUUGAGAACGGUGGUGGGGACUCCGGGGACUCCUCUGAGGAAGAGUCCCACCGUGUGGCUCUGCGGCCCCGGGGCAAGGAGCGCCAGAAGAAGGGUGACCACCACCCUCACCAGCCAGGAGCAGGGGACGUGGUGCUGCUGCAGCGGGAGCUGGCCCAGGAGGACAGCCUCAACAAGCUCGCUCUUCAGUAUGGCUGCAAAGUAAGAAACCCCGCAGGUGAAGGUGCCAUCUGUCCCUCGGCUCCUGCGUGCUCGGAGGAACAGAGCAAUGCCCUGAAGGGUGGAGGCCAUUGCUGCCCCUUCCUGACCCCCCAGAGGUGGUUUGGAGAGGCCUCUUGUAGCCGGAAGGGACUCUCCAAUCUAGCCAGAGAUGGAAGGCAGGUUGCAGAUAUCAAGAAAGUCAACAACUUCAUCAGAGAACAAGACUUAUAUGCUUUGAAAUCUAUUAAGAUUCCAGUGAAAAAUCAUGGGAUCCUUACAGAGACCCACAGAGAACUCAGACCCCUCCUGAGCCCAUCCUCAGAGACCAGAGUGACCUUCGAGGAGCAGCCAGACCCAGAUAGAGCAGCUGUAGGCGCCGGUGCCCUCUCCAGCCCACUGACAGACUUCUUUAAGGGCAUUGACCAGAAUAUUGAGCGCGCGGUGCAGUCAGAAAUCUUUUUAAAUGAAAGUUACUCGGCAGAGACCUCCAAUCAGCCACUGCUCCCGACUUCUCCAAAGACCCCCACGAACGGUGCCGACUGUGGAAUUCAGUGGUGGAAUGCCGUUUUUAUCAUGCUUCUAAUUGGGAUUGUUUUACCAGUUUUUUAUUUGGUCUAUUUUAAAAUACAAGCUACUGGCGAGAUCCCCAGUAGCUUGAACACAACUGCUGUCCCCAAUGGCUCGAUGAGCGUGAGUGCAGUUCCAGGGCAAGCCCCCAGAUUAGCAGUUCCAGUGCCAACUGUCCCCUCUGCAGACAGCCAGUUCAGUCAAACCACCCAGGCAGGGAACUAGCUCUUGUUUCUAAAUAAUCAGGCCAGUGUUAGCAUUUGGCCUCUUAAUGUGGAUCACCUGACAUCGGUCAUAUCCUAGGGUGCUGCCUUUCCUUUUCUAUGACCUACGGACAUGUCUCAGAAGCUGCCGUUGUAUUCUCCAGAACAUUUGACCCUGAGGAAUAGGCUGACCUAAUCCAAGGCUGUGGGAGCCAAAACAUGCGCCCCCCCUGCCAUCCCCCUACAUCCAGAGGUACAGGAAGAGACAUUUGCAUGUGACACAUGCCAUUUCUUGAAGGUAUAUAGUGGACUGGCACUGCAUGGGCCCCCAAGUUGGAAGUGUUUGGAAGUUGAGGAGCAGCAUUGGACCUUCACUGUGGGAGCCUCUGAGGUCAGCUUUGGUCACUUUGCUGUUUGCAGUGUCCUCUGCCGUGACACGUGGUGCUCUUUGUCUCCCUGGCAAAGGUGCUGUCCAGCAGUGGUGAAUAUCACCCUGUUUUGGAGUAUGACCGAAUUAUAAUUAGCUCUAUUUCAUAUUUGUCCCACCAGUUAGCCUUUUUGAGGCAACGUCACUUCUAGGAUCAAAAAAGUCCUGAAUCCGAAUUGCUCUAAUACUGAAUAAAUGGCAGGUGUGUACCUUGUACUUCUAGAACUACUUAGGGGUACACAGGCCUGCUUUAAGCUGCUGCAUGGUAUGGCCAGCACUUCCUGGCUAGAUCAUUUGGAGCUUUUGCUCAGUUUCUUCUGAAGAGCAUCCCCACUGCGGUGGCUAAUCAGAUUACCCAAGUUAGCAUUCUUGGGAAGGAUUCGUGCUGCCCAGUGCCUGGAGCUGAGUAGGUGCAGAGAGAAAGAGGAGUGCCUAUCGCCAAGGUCUCAACAUGUGACACAUCUAAGGCCAAACAGUCAAUGCCAGUCACCAGUCUGGCAUUGCUGAGAGCAGCAGCCCCUUGAGACACUUGGAA
Molecule: messenger RNA, 2637 nt
Organism: Mustela erminea (ermine)
Lineage: Eukaryota; Metazoa; Chordata; Mammalia; Carnivora; Mustelidae
Gene: LYSMD4
Product: LysM domain containing 4
Exons: 3
Coding region: 624-1697 (357 amino acids)
Source: RefSeq, a predicted model, not a curated record